AUGACAGCGAUACGAAUCGUUCACCCCGCUCCUGACGUCAAACGAGGCGUGCAGUACUGGGAAGGUGUCGAGGCCAGCGUCGAUGGCGUCCUCGGUGGAUUCGGUCACGUCUCGAGAGUCGAAUCGUUAGGCUCGCGCUCUUUCCUCCUGAGCGUACUCCCGCACCUCUCCUUCUGCGCUCCGGCAUCGUCCAAUGUAUCAUCGUCGCAAUGGAAACAAGACAGGGUUGCGGAGCGAGGCGGAAAAGGCAAAGCACGCACGCGGGCUCUCGACUGCGGUGCAGGUGUCGGAAGGGUGACGCAAUACAGUCUCCUCCCCAUCUUUGACGAAGUGCACAUGGUCGAGCCCGUCGCUAAGUUUCUUCUAGAGGCAAAGAAGCAGUCGAUGUCGUGGCCUCAGAUCCAAACACCACCGAGCAAGUCGCCUUUCAAAGCACGCAAGGCGGUUCACUACCAUUGCUCGACGCUGCAAGACAUGGAUCCAAGUCGACCGUACACUUCUGCACCGCGCGUGGGUGACGGCGAUAUCCGGCCCACAGUCUCCAUCGACGACGAGCCUUCCUCACAGCAAGACACCGCCACGAAAGAGGCGGCAUCAUCAGAACAGGACGGCGUAGCAGGAUCGACAGCAGAGCCCAUGACUUUCGACCUGGUCUGGGCACAAUGGUGUCUGCAGCAUCUUUCGGACCGAGACUUGAUAGCCUUCCUUCAGCGAUCAAAGGCGGCGCUCAAGCAAGGCGGUAUCAUUGGUGUCAAGGAGAACGUCUGCAGCGAAGAGGCAGAUGGCAACGAACGAGUCUGGUACGACGACGAGGAUCACAGCAUCACGCGAUCGACAAAGGCGUACGAGCGCGUCUUCAAGGAAGCAGGACUCGAGAUUGUCAAGUGCGAGAUCCAAUUCGGCAUGCCCGCCGAGCUGUUUGUUGUCAAAAUGUGGGCAUUGCGUUAG
This is a messenger RNA of Kalmanozyma brasiliensis GHG001, 948 nucleotides long. Its product is annotated as Protein of unknown function DUF858, methyltransferase-like protein. Gene Ontology annotation, cellular component: cytoplasm. Gene Ontology annotation, biological process: N-terminal protein amino acid methylation. The record is from RefSeq and is a predicted model, not a curated record. Gene Ontology annotation, molecular function: N-terminal protein N-methyltransferase activity. Bases 1 to 948 code for a protein of 315 amino acids. The transcript has a single exon. Lineage: Eukaryota; Fungi; Basidiomycota; Ustilaginomycetes; Ustilaginales.